CCCCCUCUCUCUCUCUCUCUCUCUCUCUCUCUCUCUCUCUCAUCCUUUCCAAAAACCUAAAUUCAUCACCGCAGCACCGCACACACAACACAACACAACCGCUUCUCCAAAUCCAAUCGCUCACUCGCUCGCGUUUUCUUUCAAUCAUAAUAAAUAUGUCUGGGGAACAUUUUGGAGUAGAAGAUGUUGGUUAUGUUCCUGAGAAUUUGGAAUUUCCGCAAAACCAUUCCGAUGAACACGAUCAAGGGAAUGUGAUUGAUGACUCUGGAUUUCCUCAACUGCAGCAUGAUGAUGUUGAGGGCGAGGAUGAUGAACAUGUGGGUAGUUUGGGUGAGGAUGUAAAUCUUCUUGAAAAUCAAUUUGAUGGUCAUGAUGUGGAAAAUUUUCCUGAAAAUCAAUUUGAUGGUCAUGAAGUGGGAAAUUUUUCUGAAAAUCAAUUUGAUGGUCAUGAUGUGGACAAUUUUCCUGAAAUUGACGAUGCUCUUGCUGAUGCUAUUGCCGAUGUUCUUCCACAAGAGGAUAUUACCGAGGAACAAAAUGAUGGAGGAGAUCAUGUGACUGAGAAUUUUGGAUCGCCGGAGAAGCAGGUACCUGGUGGGGAAGAUUCAAAAGGAGUUCAAAUAAAGAAGUGGCCUGGGUGGCCUGGAGAGAAUGUUUUCAGGAUGUUGGUUCCUGCACAAAAGGUUGGCAGUAUUAUUGGCCGCAAAGGGGAGUUUAUUAAGAAAAUUACGGAAGAGACCAGAGCUCGAGUUAAAAUUCUUGAUGGUCCGCAAGGAACCGCAGAAAGAGCAGUAAUGGUUUCUGCAAAAGAAGAGCCAGAUCGCCCCAUACCACCUGCUGUGGAGGGUUUGUUAAGGGUUCAUAAACAAGUUGUCAAUGUGGACCGUGAUCCUGCAGAUAGUGCAUCAGGUGCAGGACGCCCAGGUGUUACUAGGCUUCUAGUGGCUGAUACUCAAGCAGGAAGCUUGAUUGGGAAGCAGGGGUCCACUAUAAAAAUCUUUCAAGAUUCUACAGGUUGCAAUAUACGCAUUCUUGGUUCAGAACACCUGCCAAUUUUUGCCCUGCGGGAUGAUAGUAUUGUUGAGAUACAAGGGGAAACUGCUGGAGUUCACAAGGCAGUUGAACUUAUUGCACUUCAUCUACGCAAGUUCUUGGUUGACCGCAGCAUAGUCGGAGUAUUUGAAACACAGAUGCAACGGCCAGAUGUUCGAGUUAACCAGAAUGUGCCACCACACCAACCUUGGGGGCCUCCACCUCAAGGGUUUCAUGCUCCUGGUGGUGGACAUUCUUUUCCACCCAAUCCUCAAUAUAUGCCACCUCCACACAACUAUGACAAUUAUUACCCACCUGCUGACCUGCCUCCCAUGGACAAGCUCAUGCAUCAGGGUCCACCACCUGCCUAUGCAAGGGAUGCCGGAAUACAUUCGUCCAGUGGGCAGACACAACAAUCUGGUGGAACUAAGGUCACACAGCACAUGCAAAUCCCCCUUUCCUUUGCGGAUGCUGUUAUUGGGGCAUCAGGAGCAAAUAUUAGCUACAUUCGUCGAGCUAGUGGAGCAAGUAUUACAAUUCAAGAGACAAGAGGUGUGCCAGGGGAGAUGACUGUUGAGAUAAGUGGUACUGCUUCACAAAUACAGGCAGCCCAACAGCUAGUUCAGAAUUUCAUGGCUGAAGCUGCAAAUGCUGCUGCGGCGGCGGCACAAGAUCAUAUGGGAGGAUCAGUUAACCAGGGCUAUAAUUCCUAUCCUACUAAUGCACCUGUUUAUGCAUCUCCGCCAUCAAGUGCUGCAGGCCAUGCGCCUUCUGCAGAUUAUGGUUCUGUAUACGGCACCAACUAUGGCUAUUGAGAAUAUUACAUUCAAUUUUAGUUGAGGAGCCUUACGUUUUUUUGUAAACAAUUCGUUCAAUUUUAGUUACGAUUAUUGUAUUUUAGUUGUACUGCAUUUGGUAUAAUACUUGGAUAGAAUUUAGAGAAUAUGAUAAUUUGCUAAGAUUUUUUAA
Trifolium pratense (red clover) is the source of this 2001-nucleotide messenger RNA. Its product is annotated as flowering locus K homology domain-like. NCBI's taxonomy places the organism in Eukaryota, Viridiplantae, Streptophyta, Magnoliopsida, Fabales, Fabaceae. Gene Ontology annotation, cellular component: nucleus; cytoplasm. Gene Ontology annotation, biological process: regulation of gene expression. Bases 156 to 1847 code for a protein of 563 amino acids. The transcript is spliced from 7 exons. The record is from RefSeq and is a predicted model, not a curated record. Gene Ontology annotation, molecular function: mRNA binding.